AUGGAUUGGUAAAUAAAAUUAAAAAAAAUUUAUAUGCAGCAUUAAAAUAUUAUUGGGAUGCACCAAUUGAUCAUUCAUUAGUUGCAACAUUACUUAAUCCUCGCUGCAAAUCAAUGAAACAAUUAGAUGAUUGGAAACGCAAUAAAGCUAUUAGUUUUUUACAAGAAAAUUACGAAUUGCUAAAUAUUGAAAAUAAAACUACAAACUCACCAAAUAAAGAACAAAAUAAGGAUCAGUUAAAUCUUUUCUCAAUUAUGUUUGGAUCAGAUAAUGUAUCAAUUAAAAAUGAAGUAGAACGAUAUCUCAAAAUUGAUCAA
Messenger RNA from Cetraspora pellucida, 317 nucleotides. Lineage: Eukaryota; Fungi; Glomeromycota; Glomeromycetes; Diversisporales; Gigasporaceae. The record is from the annotation of a GenBank genome assembly.